UCUUCCCUAUGUCACACACCUAUUGACAAUGGAUCUCUCACAGACAUUACCUCAAGUGUCUCAGGCGAUGGCAUACUAUCCUGGAAGCCCGCUAGAUCCUUGCGCAGUGGAUCUGACCACGAGCUGUUCUUUUUCUACGAAAAGCUGUCUCUCAACCAAAACGUUCACUUCCCAUCAAAUACGACGAAAACCAUUUGGGACAAUGGGUCGUAUAUCGUGGACCACUUCAGCGCCCAAGGAGCUCGGACAGUGCAGGCCUUCUGGGAGCAAUAUCUGCUUACUGACGAGCUGAAAGGACUUUUGAGAGACGUUGGAAAUUAUGGAUGGGAGGAUAGCAUCGAAAUUCCUUCGAAUAUUUCAUGGACCCGCUCGCUUCCAACACGGUUCCAAGGAAUGUUCGCAUACGACUUGAAACCAUACCUGCCUCUCGUCAUGUUCAGCAACAACAACAUCAAUCUCCAAAGCACCUCCCCAGGAACUACGCGCUGCACUUUGGACCGACUGGAUCAGGGAAAGGGUUAUGUCAACGACUAUCGUGAGACUUUGGCAGCAGGAUACCAAGAGUACCUCGCCACACUUUCACAGUGGCUUCAGAGUCUGGAAGUCAAGGGACUAUCAUCCCAGCCAUCUUACAACCUACCCAUGGAUAUGGAGGCUUCGAUCCCGUUUGUUGACGCUCCCGAGUGUGAAAGUCUUCAGGGGCACGACAACAUCGAUGGGUAUCGGCAAUUCUCUGGUCCAGCAAAUCUCGCGCGGAAAAAGAUCGUCUCCAUCGAACUUGGCGCGGUUUUUGGGAAGGCAUACAGCUACACCAUUCCAGAGCUGCUCUUUGCCGCGAAUCGCGCCGUUGCAGGUGGUGUGAACCAAUUCGUUAUUCACGGGCAGUCAUACACCGGCAACUAUCCCCAAACAACGUGGCCGGGGUACACGGCAUUCAUCUUCUACGUCUCAGACCUAUAUUCGCCCAAAAGACCAGACUGGAAUCACGGCCUUCAGGCAGCCUUGAGUUACAUGUCGAGGUUGCAGCAUAUCCAGCAACAGGGUGUUCCACGUGCCGAUAUCGCAUUCUAUAACAAACAAUCUGCUACUGAUCCAAACUUUGGAACGGUGUACGCGCCGACAGAUUUGAUUGAUGAAGGUUGGUCUUACACUUACUUGUCACCGGACAACUUUGACAUGCCCAAUGCAUAUGUUGAACACGGUAUGCUUGCGCCCCAAGAUGCAGCAUAUCAAGCCAUGGUUAUCCUCGGAUCCCAGAAUUUGACGCAACUCUCAAUUACGAAGCUGGAGAGCUUCGUGAAAGUUGGGUUGCCUAUCAUCGUGGCCGGCUCAGUGCCGGGGCUGUACCCUUCAGGGAUGCAAAUCAAUACUGGCCAUACUCCUGCAAACAAUGAGUUGGUCAAGUUUCUGAAUAACACGAACGUACAUCACGUUGCAGAGGGUGAGAUAUCCCAGAAGCUGAACGAACUGAGUCUCAAGCCACGAGUCGGGGUGAGAACCAACGGCACGUGGUAUUCCACAUGGAGGGAAGACAAAGAAAGUGGCAUCGCCUACGCCUACAUAUUUGGUGACUUGGUCGCAGCAACCGGAGAAGUGGUGGUUCAAUCAAAGGGUAUUCCCUAUUUCUUCGAUCUCUGGACGGGAGCCCGCCAAGCGGUUCUCAAUUACCGGACCAACGGAUCUUCGACAAUCAUCCCACUCGAACUCGCAGGAAAUCAGACAAUGGUGAUUGCGUUCGCCGACAAAGCAAUCCGUGGCACUAUAAAUCCAGCCAUUCAUGCUACUCAAGUUUCAUCGAACAUCGUUGGCUACGGCCCCGUUGGUGAUGGCAUUGGAUUACACGUCGUUGCGUCUUCAGAUCCAGCAUUCGUCACAUCGUCGACCGGCAACAAAAUCACUCAUUUCAGCCAAGCCCCUGACUCCUUCGAGUUGGGGCCGUGGAAUCUGGUUCUUGAGCAUUGGGAAGCUCCAGAAAAUUUCAGCGAUGCAACCAUCACAGCUGUCAAGAGCAACACAACUCACCAACUCAGCAAGCUUGUCUCAUGGUCGGAUCUUCCAUAUGCAACGAACACGUCUGGGGUUGGCUACUACUCCACAAACUUCACCUGGCCGCCGGAAUCGACUACUAGCAGUGCUCACAACACGUCCCUUGGUGCCUACAUGAAGUUCCCGCCUGUGUUGAACGCAAUAACGGUCUAUGUUAAUGGCGCCAGACUGCCUCCGCUGGACUCAACCAAUCCUACUGCUGACGCCACGUCGUACCUGGUGAAAGGAAACAACCACGUUGUCGCUGUUGUGCCGGGUACGAUGUGGAACUACCUUCGCAGUAUUUUGCCCGAGAUCAGGAGCUCUGGGCGAGAGUUCUCAUCAAUGGUAACUCUCCCCAAGACCGACAAUGGACUGAUUGGUGUUGUAGCGGUCGUGCCUUUUGAGAUCGUCCCUCUGAAAGCUUAG
Colletotrichum lupini is the source of this 2454-nucleotide messenger RNA. RefSeq lists its product as uncharacterized. The record is from RefSeq and is a predicted model, not a curated record. Lineage: Eukaryota; Fungi; Ascomycota; Sordariomycetes; Glomerellales; Glomerellaceae. The transcript is spliced from 3 exons. The annotation marks the transcript as partial.